Candoia aspera is the source of this 2714-nucleotide messenger RNA. It is a transcript of the gene OSBP2, whose product is annotated as oxysterol binding protein 2. Bases 49 to 2466 code for a protein of 805 amino acids. The record is from RefSeq and is a predicted model, not a curated record. The transcript has 14 exons. Gene Ontology annotation, cellular component: plasma membrane; perinuclear endoplasmic reticulum; intracellular membrane-bounded organelle. NCBI's taxonomy places the organism in Eukaryota, Metazoa, Chordata, Lepidosauria, Squamata, Candoiidae. Gene Ontology annotation, molecular function: cholesterol binding.
GGCCGCAGGCGCAGCCGGAGCCGGAGCUGGGCGGGCGCCGCGGCGCCUAUGGGGAGGGCGGCCGCGCCUCUGUGUAGCGCCGGCACCCGCGGGCUGGUCUCCCUGCUGGGCGCCGUCCCGUGCCUGGCCUGCAAGCCGCCGCCGCCGCCGCGGGGCCCGCUCGGCGCCGCCAUGAGCCUGGUCGUCGAGAGCUGCCCCGCCGCCGCCGCCGCCGCCUGCUCGGCGGCGGCCGUCGGCCCCGACACCUACAAGGGGUGGCUCUUCAAGUGGACCAACUACCUGAAGGGCUACCAGCGCCGCUGGUUCGUGCUCAGCAACGGGCUGCUCAGCUACUACAGGACUCAAGCGGAAAUGGCCCACACCUGCCGAGGAACCAUCAACUUGUCCACGGCUCACAUCGAUACCGAGGAUUCCUGCAACAUUGUCCUUUCUAAUGGGGGAAGGACCUACCAUUUAAAAGCUAGCUCGGAAGUGGAGCGGCAGCGGUGGGUCACAGCCCUGGAGCUGGCUAAGGCCAAGGCCAUCCGGAUAAGGAGCAGCCAGUCAGAUGACUCUGGCGACGAGGAGCCCGCCUCGCAGUCUGGCAAGAGCGAAUUGCACAGCACGCUGAAAAGCCUCUCCAGUAAGCUGGAAGACCUCGGCACGUGCAACGACCUGAUUGCGAAACACGGGGCGGCCCUCCAGAGGUCCCUGAGCGAGCUGGAGAACCUCAAGUUGCCGGCUGAGAGUGGGGAAAAGAUCAAGGCGGUCAAUGAGCGAGCUACCCUCUUCAGGAUCACCUCCAAUGCUAUGAUCAAUGCCUGCCGGGACUUUUUGGAGCUAGCGGAAGCCCACAGCAGGAAAUGGCAGCGGGCCCUCCAGCAUGAACGUGAGCAACGGAUCCGCCUGGAGGAGACCAUCGAGCAGUUGGCCAAGCAGCACAACAACUUAGAACGGGCUUGCCGGGGAGCUCCGGCCCUCUCCGUCAACCCGGCUGCUCACGUCCCCCGAGGAGGAAGCGUGCAAAGUGCAAAAGCAGAAGCCAGUGAUGAAGAUGAGGAGACGGAGUACUUCGAUGCCAUGGAAGAAGCUCAUGCUUUCAUCACAGUAGCUGCAGAUCCAUCCAGACUUCACCGGCGCACCGGCAGCAACAUUAGUGCGGCCAGCGAGGGUCGUUCUGAAGACUGGAACUUGGAUGAUUGCGUGUUUGACAGCUCCAGUCAACGUGACGUUGAUGCUUCAGGCAAGGAUGCGGCAUCCGGUAACAAGAGGCGCACUCGGAUUCCAGACAAGCCCAACUACAGCCUUAACCUUUGGAGCAUAAUGAAGAAUUGUAUUGGCAAAGAGCUGUCCAAGAUCCCCAUGCCUGUCAACUUCAACGAACCCCUGUCGAUGCUGCAGAGGCUAACAGAGGACCUGGAGUAUCACGAGCUGCUGGACAAAGCUGUCAAGUGCAAGAGCUCCAUUGAACAGAUGUGUUUUGUGGCUGCCUUUUCAGUGUCUUCCUACUCAACCACAGUCCAGCGGACUGCCAAGCCAUUCAACCCCCUUCUGGGUGAGACCUACGAACUGGACCGCCUGGAGGAUCUGGGCUUCCGCUCGCUCUGUGAGCAGGUGAGCCAUCACCCCCCAGCAGCAGCUCAUCACGUGUACUCCAGGCGAGGCUGGACUCUGUGGCAGGAGAUCACCAUUGCCAGCAAGUUCCGGGGCAAAUACCUUUCCAUCAUGCCGCUGGGCGCCAUCCAUCUAGAAUUCCACUCCAGCGGCAACCACUACGUCUGGCAGAAAGUGACGUCCACAGUUCACAAUAUUAUUGUGGGAAAGCUCUGGAUUGACCAGUCCGGUGACAUAGAAAUCCUCAACCACAAAUCAAAAGACAAAUGCCAGCUGAAAUUCACCCCCUACAGUUACUUCUCCAGAGACAUCCCCCGAAAGGUGACAGGUGUGGUGAUGGAUGCCGAGGGCAACGAGCGCUACGUCAUGUCUGGCACGUGGGAUGAGAAGAUGGAGUGCUGCAAGAUCAUGCAGAGCAGCCAGGGAAACUCCAGUUCGGAAGGCAAGCUUCCGAAAACGGUCUACCAGACCUUGCCCCCCAAGGUCCUGUGGAAGAAAUACCCCCUUCCGGAGAAUGCGGAAAACAUGUACUUCUUCUCCAAACUGGCACUGACGCUCAACGAGCUGGAAGAGGGCAUCGCUCCCACGGACAGCCGCCUGAGACCCGACCAGAGGCUCAUGGAGAACGGGAAGUGGGACGAAGCCAACGUGGAGAAGCAGCAGCUGGAGGAAAAGCAGCGGGCCGUGCGCCGACAGCGGGAAGCUGAAGCAGCCGAGGCGCUGGAAGAGGGCAAAGACUACAACGGCUACACCCCCCGGUGGUUUGAGAGGAAGGUGGACCCCCUGACAGGGGAGCUGAUCUGCGUUUACAAGGGCGGCUACUGGGAGAGCAAGGAGAAGCAGGACUGGACCCAGUGCCCCAGCAUCUUCUGAGCCCGGCUGGCUGGUGCUGGGUGGAGCCUCUGCAUCCCGUCGCAGGACAGAAGUGCCAGGAGUUACAGCCCUCCGGACAGCCUCCUGCCCCCAGCACACCUUUUGGAGAAACACGCAGAGUUUAAAAUAAAUCCACGUUUAAAAACAAAAACCGCAAGCAAAGAAAAACAAAAAAAAGUAAGACAAGACAAACCAAACAGGGAUUCCAAAACCUAUUUUUAUGCACCAAUAAAAUGGCAUAUGAUUUU